UAGCCGGUAGACGGCAGUGUUGCCCUUUUGGCGCAGGCUUUACUUUUUCUUUUUCAUUUUUUUCCUUUAGCUCAGUUCUUUUUUAGUAGCAUCCAUGUGUCUAAUCUUUUAAGUAAAUGUUGGAUUGUUUUUGAAAAUUGUGCUCCCGACCAUGGGGAAAAGAGAUAACCGAGUGGCAUAUAUUAAUCCAAUAGCUGCUGCUAGAGCACGUGGGCCACCUGCCUCAUCUGGUCCAUCAAUACAGGAUUAUCUUAACAGACCUAGACCAACCUGGGAGGAAGUAAAGGAACAACUUGAAAAGAAAAAAAAAGGAUCCCGAACACUAGCAGAAUUUGAAGAAAAAAUGAAUGAAAGAUGGAAAAAAGAACUUGAAAAGAACAGAGAGAAAUUACUUGGUGGAAAUGAAAGCCUGGCUAAAAAAAAGGAGAAGAAAAGAAAAAUUAAGAAAAAGCAUAGCAGGCAUUCUUCAUCUUCCUCCUCUUCAUCCACUUCUGAUUCUUCCAGUUACUCGUCAGAUUCUGAUGAGGAGAAAGAAGAAAAGAGCCAUAUUAGGAAGAAGCGAAAGAGAAAACAUAGUUCAGCAAAAAUUUCAGGAGAAGAGUAUCGAUCUGAAUCAGACUCUGAAGCAAAGGAGUCUGCCAAGAAGAAGAAAAAGAAAUCUAAAGAAGAUCCUGAAAAGGAAAAGGAGGAUAAGACUUCUGGCAGCAACAAAAAAAAGAAAAAUGACCGAAACUACAGGCAGUCUUCCUCUGAAUCAACUUCUGAAACUGACAUGGAAGAAGAUGCUGAAUCAAGGCUCAAAAGAAUUAAGACAGAAGAGAAAGAUGGAUCUAAUGGUAAAUCAAAGAAUAAAAAGAAGCACAAGAAACAAGGGAAGAAGAAGAAAAAGAAAGCAUACAGUUCAAGCUCUGAUUCCUUAUGAUGUGGAGAAAGACAAUUAUAUGAAGUAUGCAGCAGCAAAGGAGCUGCAUACCGGUUUUAAGAUUUGGCUUUUGUUAUUUAUCAAGGAAAUAAAUCCUGCAUGAUUCUUCCUCAGAUGUCUACUGUUGCGAAAGCUGGUUUGAAAUGUAUUGAUUUCAGAACUUGGGAUUAUUUUAAUUCAGUUUGUUACAGUGUGAUUCUACCUAAUUGCAAUAGUAGAAACUGGAAGCUUAUAAAACAUUUAAAAUAACUUUAAUGUAUAUUUUAUACCAAAUGCUGUGACUUCAAAAUAGGGCUUUGUCAUUUUUUGUUUUACGUUUAUUUAACUUUGUCUUUUUUUUUUUAAAUAAAUAAAAAUGCCUUUUUUCUAGAGAGUGUUUUUGUGCGGGCCUUCAAAUGCUUUAUGAAUAUUUUAUAUGGGCAUACAUUCCUUUUGAGUACAUUUACCUCUUUUGAGAAGUUCGCCUACAUGUUUCAACACUUGAAAUCCAUUACGUGGACUGUCUUUGUUCUACUACUCCAAUGGUCUCUUUAUUGGAAAUACUGUUAAUCAUAUACUUAGAAGCUUUUGAUCUUCUUGUGACAUCUUUGAAAGUGUUGUUCAGCUUUGAUUUGGCAUUUUUAUUAUUCAAAUUUUGUUAUACACUUUGUAAACCUUAUGUAUGUUAACUUAGAACUGCAGGUUCGUAGUCCAAAAAUCAUAGUACAUUUGUCAUUUUAUUUUAAAUACAGGCUUCAUAUUGAAGUAUGUCCAGACAUAUAUUUGUUUUCAGUAACUGUGUACAGAGUUUUGAUUAGAUUUAUGUCUACAGAUCAAUAAAAAUCCUGUUUUCUGACUCUAA
Messenger RNA from Erpetoichthys calabaricus (reedfish), 1763 nucleotides. RefSeq names its product family with sequence similarity 133 member B (gene fam133b). Bases 152 to 922 code for a protein of 256 amino acids. The record is from RefSeq and is a predicted model, not a curated record. The transcript has 11 exons. NCBI's taxonomy places the organism in Eukaryota, Metazoa, Chordata, Cladistia, Polypteriformes, Polypteridae.